AUGUAUCAUGUGUGUUGGUGGUGGUUGUGGAUUCAAUCGGCAACGGGGCCGGACACGUUCGGGCUCGUCUGGGGCUAUGCGCCCUGGACAGGCUGGUGGGAUAAUCCCCGUUACUGCCGAGCAGACCAGACCAUCGCUGCCUACCUGGAGGGGGAGGGAAGCCCCGAGAGGCAGCGUGACACCGGAUCACCAUCGCCCGAAAUCAGGAAGCUGCCUCUUGGCUGUCAGGAUCCAAACGUCAUCACCGUCGCCCAACUCCGGGAUGUCGCAAGGGACAAUGGUGUCCGCUUUCACAAAAAGGAUCGCAGGGCGGAGAUGGUCCAGAUCGUGUCUCAUGGUGGUGGUGGCGGUUUGAACCCGCAACAGGGCCCGACAGGUUCGGGUCCGUCGGGCGCUAUGCCCCUCACUUACUGGUGGGAUAAUUCCCGGAAAUGCCAUGGGCAGACCAUUCACACUAACUUGGCGGGGGUGGAAGCCCUGAGGGGCAGCAUGACAUCAGAAUGUCUGACGCAGCUGCGGCUGCAGGUGGCCGAUAGGAAUGAGCAGCUCAAAGCUGCGGAAAUGGCGAUCCUGGCAUUGAAGGACGAGAAGCGACAAAUGACGGUGAAGUCAACAACGUAUAGCUGGCAGCUAGUAAGACUUGAAAGCAGUACACCAGCUGCCGGCAACUUGAGAUCAAUAAACCAGCAGCCGGGGGUGCAGAAGUAA
Messenger RNA from Tricharina praecox, 708 nucleotides. RefSeq lists its product as uncharacterized. The transcript has 6 exons. Bases 1 to 708 code for a protein of 235 amino acids. Lineage: Eukaryota; Fungi; Ascomycota; Pezizomycetes; Pezizales; Pyronemataceae. The record is from RefSeq and is a predicted model, not a curated record.